CCCACAACCACAUGUAUUCCCAAUUGCCACUCCCGUACCGAAAUAGCCUCUGGAGUCGCAGCGCAAGCACCAGAUGGACAUUUCCGCAGCGCUGACAACUGAGGAAGUGGCCGCCCUGAGCGACCCGCUGUGCAGCUUUGAACGCGCCGUGAAGUGUCUAAGGGAUGUUCGCAAGAGUUGCGGAACUACAACUGGGAGCACGUUUGAGGAGUCGCUGAGUCUGAAGAACACGCUGGACUGUUCUGAAGCCCAAGUCAGAACUGAUCCCUCCUGGGCGCAACUCUCAAUACUCCUGAAUUGCGAGUACCAGCUAUACAUACUCAAUAGCGCCACUCCUUUGAGAUACAACCCCUUCCUGUCCCACUGGGUGGAAGCAAUCCAGCGACUGUCGCAUCCUCUGACGGGACACGGCCAGGCCAAUGGCCGUUUACAUCAUAUUCACAUCAGCUCUGUCCGAGCAGAAAUGAUAAAGUCACUCCUUCGGGCAGGCAGUUCGUCUCAGUUCUCAAAUGCAUCCCCCAGGACGCUGUACGAGACUGUUGUAAUUCACCGGGAAACCAUGCCGUUCGAUGUCGAGCCAUAUAUACAAAUGUUGGAAGAGGAGGGCAUCUAUGAGAGGAAGCACUCGGCGAAAGAAGGGAAACAGCCUACCACAAACCAAUCCUUCGAGGUAUCGAAGGGCUCCACUGUCGACAAACCCAAGCUGAGCGAUCGGGAACUGUGGGACCAGAACAUGCUUUCCCGGUUGGAGAGUGACCCCAAGUCAGCAAUAUCUGACCUGACUCAUCUUCCGGUGGAGUUAGCACAUCUGGAUUUUUUGACGACAUUGCUGCAGGAAAGAACGCUGCAACAGCUGUCCAUCGAGCCAUCACCCAUAAUUCGAGAGUAUAUCCAGCACGCCCUCCGCAUGGCCGAACAGAUGGGCCAACCCCCAGGAUUCGUCAUGGUUGAUUCUCUGACUCCUUCUUUUGUGGGUGAAAGCGGUGUAAUAGACGACAACGACAUUGGGAUCGCUCACGGUCGCGCGGCACAGAUUCGAGCUGUCAAGCUCUUACUGCUCUUCAUCCGCAAUCUGAUCCGCAAGGCGCUACUUCCACCAGAAGACAUCUAUUACGAGAUCCAGGAGAUUUGCGUAAGGUAUGUGUGGAUAAAAGAAGUAAGGGAGUUUAGAAAUUUCAUCGAAGAAGGCACAUCCGACGAACAAGCCUCCGCCUAGAUAUGCCAAGGGCUCGGAAAUUCGGCCGCAGGCGCAGAGGCCUCCCGGGGUGUUUUCAAACGGGCCUCGGGAAUUUUGUUCUUCGUGACUCCGCGAUUCCCAGUUUUUGGGUGCUGAGGCUGCAUCUCGAUUUCGCAUUCUGCGGACUGUGAUUGGAGAGAAGAGAAGUCGCCUCGACCACGGGAUGAAUAAUGUGGAGAGGCUAUGUUAAUGGAGUUCCUGAAACAAUCUAA
This is a messenger RNA of Lindgomyces ingoldianus, 1449 nucleotides long. RefSeq lists its product as uncharacterized. NCBI's taxonomy places the organism in Eukaryota, Fungi, Ascomycota, Dothideomycetes, Pleosporales, Lindgomycetaceae. Gene Ontology annotation, cellular component: CCR4-NOT complex. The coding region runs from base 74 to 1216 and encodes 380 amino acids. The transcript is spliced from 2 exons. The record is from RefSeq and is a predicted model, not a curated record.